This is a messenger RNA of Anguilla anguilla (European eel), 2665 nucleotides long. RefSeq names its product GRAM domain-containing protein 2B-like. Lineage: Eukaryota; Metazoa; Chordata; Actinopteri; Anguilliformes; Anguillidae. The transcript has 13 exons. The record is from RefSeq and is a predicted model, not a curated record. The coding region runs from base 248 to 1420 and encodes 390 amino acids.
UGUAACUUUUACGGGAUCAGCUGGUACGGAACUCCAGCUGCACGCUGAAAACUUAAUGCAUAGUAAAUCCAAAAUUUGUAGAGUAGGAUACUUUAGAAAGCCGUCCUAGAAACUAGCACGGAGGACAGCACUGCGUGUUGCAGUUUUCUGGCACAGUGGCACUAGCGAUAAUUUGAUAAAGCUGAGGAAAGGGGGAAAAGCCCCGCCUCCGUUGCUAUCAGUUACUGAUCUCAGCGUUUUUAAGGACAUGGUCGGACCUGGGACAGGAGUUCAUAAAUCGAAAGGGGAGACAUAUACAGUCGUAUAUCAAAGAAGUUCACUGAAUAAUUGGACGUUAUAUUUGGUCAACCCUCAAAUGCACACCAUGAAUCUACAUGGUAAAAUAUGCAGGAAGUUUUCUCUGGACAGCGCUUGCUACACAGUGGAAGGGGGUGGGAGGCUGAGGAAAGUGAAGAGCAAGAGCAGGUUUGAACCCAUGAAAGUAGAGAGUGUGGAGGAUGCCCAGCUGGAGAUACAGGAGCUCAACAAGAGCCUCAGCAGGCAGACUCCAAUCAGCUCACAGACCAUUGAUGAGAGAGGCUUUGAAAGGUCUGAAGGCGAUGUCACACGGAGUAGUUUUAUCAAGCACAACAAGACAUUCCACAAGAUUUUCCUAGACAUUCCUGAGGGCGAGGAAUUAACACAUGCUUUCACCUGUGCCCUGCAGAAGGAGGUGCUUUAUCAAGGCAAGCUCUUUGUGUCGGAUAAUUACGUGUGCUUCUACUCCUCUGUGCUGCUCAAGGAAACCAGAGUGGUGAUCCAUGUAUCUAAUGUGCAAGCAGUGAAGAAGCAGAACACAGCCCGAGUGGUGCCCAACGCCCUGUCAAUCCACACCAACGAGGGGGAGAAGUAUUUGUUUGUGUCUUUACGGAACCGCGAGGCCUGCUACAAGCUACUGUGCUCAGUGUGUCCGAACGUGGUGGAAAAGAGCGGUCAGAACAGCCCGGUUGCCUCCUCAGCAGAGAAUGGCAUUGAUCCCGGGAAGGAUUCAAACUCAAGUGAGUCAAGUCUGGAGGACACUCCGAAUCACCUGGAUGACAGAAACCGCAGUGUCCAGUUGAAAGCACCCUUGCCCAAGCUGAUCAGAACCUCAAGGACUCGUCAGAGCAGCUCAACUUCUACAGAGAAUGACGAGAGUUCCAGUGACGAAAACACAGAGCCGUCUUGGAUUUGGUCCGUAACAGAGAAGGUCAAGUCCCUCCUCAUACUGAGAGAGUCCAAUAACUUCAACCUCCUCCUCUGCAUCUACUUACUUCUGGUGCUGCUUCUCGUGCUGACGUCGGGGUACAUCGGCCUGCGCAUCAUGGCUCUGGAGGAGCAGCUGAGCUCCAUGGGGGCGCUGCCCGAGUUCUCUCUGCAGAGCGGGUACAAAGACACAUAGCCUUUUGGACAAGGAAAAUGAAGAAAGACGAUUGCUUGACUCAUUCAGUGGACAAUACUGGAGACCUUUUUUGUCAUCAUUUAAAAUAUAAGUGAUGCCCCAGUACCUAUUUGCAAAAUUCCACCUCCUCUGUAAAUGGUUUUUUAAAAGGCGGGGGUAGGACCACUGAGAGUAUAGCCAGACACCAGUGGUGUUUUUUUAGGAGUCGCAUGGCUCCCUUGGGCAAGUGGAGCAGUGUGGUUAUUUCCCUUGUGAAACCAAAGACAGCAGGCCUGUCUGCGGCUAAGUCCUCACUUUGGGGACCGUUCAGUUUUACACGUUCGAUGAGCAUGUUGUACUUUUGUAUUUUUUUUUUACAUACUUUGUUAUGUAUUCUUCUGAAAGCAAAAGAGAUAGAGUGUAACCUUUGUUAUGUCAGAAGGAGCAGAAUGUACUUUUUUUGGAAUAAACUACUUUAAGUACUGUGUCACAGAAAAACAAAUAGUCUGGUUACUUGUGUGCAUUUGGAGUAUCACAAAAACCAUGCUUAAUUUUAUGUGGCCCUUCUACAUUUCUACAAGUGACCUUUUAAAGUCUUGUAGAUCAGGAAUGUUGUCUGUCUCAGUUUUACAUCUUGGCUGAAAGCUUAAUAUAUGAAUAUAAACUGAGAGAAAGGCUUUACUUUGUUCUUUAAUAACAAAUCUGUUCAAAUUCCAAUAAUAAUAAGAAUAUGACUUUUACAUUUACAAAAGACUCCACAUUGCAGUAAGUACUCUAUCAGACAUAUAAGUUAAUGUCACAUAGAAUAUGUGACAUUAUAUGUUGUCAUAUUUGCAACAUAUACCAGGCAUUACAAAAAUGUACAAAAAUAUGAAUGUGUGUUUUUUUUUGUUUUUUUUAAAGAAUUUGAGACCUGAUUCUGAAUCCUGAGACCUGGCAUAAAAAAAGAUGAAAGUUAAAAUAUUAAUUUCAUUUUUGACAUAAUCCAAGUAUCUUGGAUGAUAAAAACAUGUUGCAUUAAAAAUAUUAUCAAACCAUUAUUUAAUUAUUUUUUUUUACUGAAUGUUCAUUGUGUAGGUUUCAGCACAGUAUAACAUUUGGUUAUUGUGAUUAAGACCAGAUACCUAUGCUCCCUACAGGGGACUAAAAUUAAUUGCCAAGGUUUAGGAUAUAAAAAAUGUUUUUCAUGUAGAAUACUGUCAUAUUUUACCAUGUAUUGCAUUUUCAUUCAUUCCUGUUCUUCAAUAAAGACCGUUUUUUAAAGUA